UUGGAGAACAGGAUGUGCGAUGAAAAUGUGUUUUAGAACAAGGACAAGGUGGUUUAGCUUUAAUCUCUUUAAAAUCAGCGUUUUUAGCUAUUAGUGAAACUGAAUCUCCUCCUCUCCUUCUGUCGGAAUAGUGAAAGUAAAAUCCUGAUUCUUCCGUAUUGAAGCAGCACAAGGACGAAGCAGACCAUGAAAAGGCAGGAUUCCAACCACAGAGGGCGAGAGGAAGAUGAUUUUAUGAAAAAGCCCAAGAAAUCAGCAGAAUCAAUAGUCAUGAUGGCAGAAAGCACAGAUUCACCUUGUCCCGGUACUGUGCCCUCGGACCAGAUUAUCGAUUUCAAAGGAGAGAAAAAUCAGAGUACAGAAAGACUUAGGGUUGAAAUAAAGGGACCAGAGGCACCACCAAAUCUACCAGGGUACCAAGAUGAGAAAGUGUGCAUGCAACACUGUUCACCCCUUGAUGUUUACUGCAAGACAGAUCACACACUGCUCUGUAAACACUGCUCAACACUGCAACACCAAGGCCACAACAAGUGCUACACAGUAGGAGCUAAGGUCUUCCAAGAGCUAGACACAAUGUUUCUUCUUGAGCAAACACUAAACGAUGUAGACAAAAACAAGCUUAUAUGUUAUCUAUCUCAAAAUUACUCAGAAUGCUUUGAGGCUCCUCUGGUGCCUUGUGAUGUCCAGGAUGUGUCUAAACUUAUUCUGGAAAGUUUUGGCUCUGAGGUGGCACUUAAGAUUGCUCUAAAAAUCAUGUUGGAGAAAGGGCGGCAUUUGGAGACCAUUCAGGAUCAUCUAAAAUAUAAACUUCAGCGUCAUCUUAAAUCUAAAUUUGAGUGCAUAAACGAAGGAAAUGCUCAGAAAGGGAAUCCGAUCCUUCUAAACGAUAUCUACACUGAGCUACUCAUUACAGAAGGAGGAGAUGAAGGUAUUAAUAAAGAACAUGAGGUCAGAUUGAUUGAAGAAGCAUGCAAGAACAGAGACACGCAGGAGACCGUGAUACAAUGCAACGACAUCUUUAAACCUUUACAUGGACAGAAAAAACGCAUCCGCACUGUGUUAACAAAGGGCAUUGCUGGGAUCGGGAAAACAGUUUCCGUGCACAAAUUCAUCUUGGACUGGACAGAAGGAAAAGAGAAUCAGGAUAUUCACUUCAUUUUCCCGCUUCCUUUCCGUGAUCUGAAUUUAAAGAGAGAGAACAAAUAUAGUGUGAUUCAACUUCUUUCUCAGUAUUUUCCGGAACUUAAAGAAUUUAAAUCUGUUAGUUGUGAAGAACUAAAAACUCUGUUCAUCUUUGACAGACUGGACGAGUGCCGACUUCCUCUUGAUUUCAUGAACAACGAAAUGUGCUGUGACGUAACAAAAGAAAUCUCUGUGGAUGUGAUGCUAACAAACCUCAUCCGAGGAAAUCUCCUUCCCUCCGCACUUCUGUGGAUAACCUCCCGGCCAGCAGCAGCCUGUCAGGUCCCUCCUGAGUGUGUUGACCGGGUUACAGAGGUUCGAGGAUUUAACGACUCAGAGAAAGUGAGAUACUUCAGGAAGAGGUUCGGUGACACGAGUCUUGCUGACAAAAUCGUUGCACACGUUAAGUCUUCAAGGAGCCUCCACAUCAUGUGCCAUAUACCAGUCUUCUGCUGGAUAUCAGCUACGGUUCUGGAAAAAAUGUUGGGUAAAGCAGACAUGGAAGUGCCUAAAACUCUAACUCAGAUGUACACUCACUUCCUCAUGAUUCAGACACAUUUAAAGAACAAGAAGUACCAUGGAGUGAUCAAGGAAGACAUGGACCUGACAGAAUCGGACAAGGAGAUGAUUCUUAGACUGGCUAAGCUAGCGUUUCUGCAGUUGGAGAAAAGAAAUCUGAUUUUCUAUCAAGAAGAUCUAGUUGAAUGUGGCAUUAAUGUUGCCGAAGCAUCUGAGUACUCUGCAAUUUGCACAGAAAUCUUUAAGGAAGAGUUCGGAUUGUACCGAGAGAAGGUCUUCUGCUUCGUCCACCUGAGUAUUCAGGAGCAUCUAGCUGCGAUGUAUGUGCUGGUCGAAUUUGUAAACAACAGUACGAACAUCCUCAGAAAAGAUGCAGAGAAUCAGAGAACGACAAAGAUAUCAGAUUUACACAAGAGUGCUAUAGACAGAGCGAUGCAGAGUGAGAACGGACACUUUGACCUUUUCCUGAGAUUUCUUCUCGGUCUCUCAACGGACUCUAAUCAGGUUCUUUUGAAGGCGCUGCUGCCAAAAAGUAGCUCUGAGAGCUUGGAAGAAACAGCUGAGUACAUUAAAGAGAGGAUCAGAGAAGAGUCAUCAGCAGAAAGAACAAUCAACUUAUUUCACUGUCUGAAUGAACUGAAUUACAACUCAUUGGUGGAAGAAAUUCGUAGUUUCUUGAGCUCAGGCAGGCAUUCAGAGACUGAGCUUAAACCUGACCAGUGCUCAGCUCUAGCCUACGUGCUGCUAACAUCUGAAGACGUGAUUAAUGAAUUCGAUGUAAAAAUGUGCAAUACAUCUCUUGAGGGAUACCAGAGACUGUUGCCGGUCGUCAGGAACCUAAGAACAGCAAUUCUUGCUGGUAUCAACCUCACAGACGAAUCCUGUGAGACUCUGGCUUCGAUCCUCCAGUCAGCUAACUCACAUCUGAGAGAACUGGAUCUCAGUUUCAACAAUUUGGGAGACUUAGGAGUCAAGCUUCUUUGUACUGGCCUCUCACAUCCACACAGCAAACUUGAGAAACUAAAUUUCAGCUACAACAAGCUUGAAUUAAUCGGAGUGAAGCAGCUUUGCGAUUGUCUGAUCAAUUCACAAUGCAAACUGCAGACACUUGGACUAGCUGGAACCAACUUCUCAGAACAGUCUUGUGAAUUAAUGGCCUCAGUUUUCCAGUCUGUGAACUCGCACCUCAGAGAGCUUGACCUUGGCUGCAACAUUUUGAGAGACACCGGAGUGAAGCUUCUCACUGUCGGACUAAAUAGUGUACAAUGCAAAAUUGAGAAACUUGGACUGGACAGAUGUAGCCUUACACAUGAAACGUGUGAAGCCUUGAGAGCUGUUCUGCAGUCACCCAGCUCACACCUCAGGGAGUUGAAUCUGAGCUACAAUAAACUGGGAAUCUCAGCAGUGCAACAGCUCUGUGAAGGGCUAACAAGUCCAAACUGCAAACUGGAAGUACUGGAUCUCAGCUACAACAAUCUUAGCCAUUCUGGAGUAAAGAUUCUCUGUGCUGGACUGAAGAAUCCAGACUGUAAAAUCAAGAGUAUAAGAGUUGCUGAUGUUGGCAUUUUGGAUGAGGCAUGUGAAACGCUGGCUUUGGCCCUGCAGUCAGAAAAUCCUCAUCUGAGAGAGCUUGAUCUCAGCAACAACUGGAUAGGAGAUAAAGGAGUAAAACUGCUCUGUGGAGGACUCAUCAGUCCAAACAGCAAGGUAGAAAAACUGAGUCUCCGCUGGUGUAAUCUCACAGACAGGUCUUGUGCGAAUCUGGCUACAGUCCUGAGUACGUCGACUUGCUUGACAGAUUUGGAGCUAAGAGACAAUGACCUGCAUGAUUCAGGUGUGAAGCAGCUUUGCACUGGUCUGAAGCAUCCACACUGCACACUGCAGAGACUGGGUCUUUCAGGGUGUUGUGUUACAGAGGAAGGCUGUUCUAUCCUAGCCUUAUCUUUAAGCUCUCAUCAUUCACAAUUAAGAGAGCUAGACCUCAGCUACAAUCACCCAGGAGAGGCAGGAGUGAGACAAGUCAUUGCUGUUCAGAAUGAUCCACGCUGCAAACUGCAGAAAUUUAGCAUGGACCACAGUGAUGAAUGCAGAACCAAAGAAGGAAUGAAGAAAUAUGCCUGCGAGAUCAACCUAGACCCAAACACCGCACACAGAACCCUGAUAUUGACCGAAAACAAAAUGGUGACAAUGACAAAAGACACACAGCCUUAUCCAGAUCAUCCAGACCGCUUUGAGUACUAUGCUGAAGUUUUGUGCAAAGAAACACUGAUCGGUGCUCGUUUCUACUGGGAAGUCGAGUGGACUGGAGAUGUAGUUUACAUAGGGGUCGCUUACAAAGGGAUCAACCGAAAAGGCCGCAGCACCGAUUGCAAACUGGGGAUGAAUAACAAAUCCUGGAUUCUGUCCUGUUCUAACGACUACGGCUAUUAUGUUAGUUAUAAUAACAUAGAGACUGUAGUACCUGCUCCACCAAAUCCAUCCAAAAGAAUGGGUAUCUAUCUAGACUGGAAUGCCGGCACACUAUCUUAUUUUAUUAUCUCGGCUGGCAGGCUGUAUCACACAUAUACGUUUCACACAACAUUCACUGAACCCCUUUAUCCAGCCAUCAGGGUCUAUAACUACAGUGACACAGUCUCAUUGUGUAAGCUAAUAUAAAAUAAAAGCAUGUAUGUAUGAAAAAUUGUAAGCAUGCCAUAAAUUUAGUCCUGUGUUAAGGAAUAAUAAUUGGCCUCUCUUUAUUAUUAUUUAGCUAAAACCUCAUAGUAGGGGGACACGGUGGUUCACCUCACACCUCCAGGGUUGGGGGUUCGAUUCCUGCUUCCGCUUUGUGUGUGUGGAGUUUGCAUGUUCUCCCCGUGCCUCGUGGGUUUCCUCCGGGUACUCCGGUUUCCUCCCCCUGUCCAAAGACAUGCAUGGUAGGUUGAUUGGCAUCUCUGGAAAAUUGUCCGUAGUGUGUGUGAGUGUGUGAGUGAAUGAGAGUGUGUGUGUGUCCUGCGAUGGGUUGGCACUCCGUCCAGGGUGUAUCCUGCCUUGAUGCCCAAUGACGCCUGAGAUAGGCACAGGCUCCCCGUGACCCGAGGUAGUUCGGAUAAGCGGUAGAAGAUGAAUGAAUGAAUGAAUAAUACCUCAUAGUCAUUCAGCACACAGGUGGAAAAUAAGUACCCCUUAUCAUUCAGUAGCAUGAAGAACUCUAGGGAAGAUUGGCAACUGUUUUAAAGACUCCAUAUGUAAUCAUUCUCACUAUAGAAUGCUGAGGAUUUGGAUUAGACCUUAUAAAACAUCCCAACUUGAACUGAGUGCUCCAGAACUCUUGCUUUUAUUGAGAUAGAAUUAUGGGGUCUGAUUGAUCUCUCAGCUUUAUUGUAUUGGGGCCUGUAGAAUAAAUAAGCUGAUUAUAUUAUUAUUCAAGUGAAUCUAACUUAAAUUUAAAGUGGGGCUGAAAUCUGGUCUUUUGCUGGCAACAACCAUAACAUUAAGGUAGAAAAAUGUGUUUGUGAAUGUGUUUUAAUAUUCUGCAUUAUAUAGCUGAAAUUCACUUGCGCCUAUACCUUCGUAAUACAUGUAGAUCAAUUUUCGUUACAGACAACAUACCUUUACACACAUGAAGAUGAUAUGACUGAAAAUAUGUGUUCAUUGACAAUUAUUUGAUCAUAAAAGAUAAAGUACAAGGUUGAAUGGAUCCAAACUUGACAGUGAGUAAAAUCUGCUUAGUAAUUAAAUUUCAGAGGGAACAAAUAAGAAGCUCCCCCUCCGUAGUAAUGAUGAUGAUGAUGUAAUACAGUUUAACAUUACUUUCCAAGUUAUGCUUAUAUUUUAAUAUGGUCAUUUGUUUGAAUUCAAAACAGUUGUGAAAGUCUGUAUUUGUACUUUUGAUUAUUAAAGCACAAUUUAUCAGUUUUAA
This is a messenger RNA of Tachysurus vachellii, 5602 nucleotides long. RefSeq names its product NACHT, LRR and PYD domains-containing protein 3-like. Gene Ontology annotation, molecular function: zinc ion binding; protein binding. The transcript has 14 exons. Bases 187 to 4356 code for a protein of 1389 amino acids. Lineage: Eukaryota; Metazoa; Chordata; Actinopteri; Siluriformes; Bagridae. The record is from RefSeq and is a predicted model, not a curated record.